CCGAUGUUUCCUCAUUUUUGAGGACACAAAUACGACAAGAAAGCCUAUAGCUAAGAUAUCUUAUAUAUUAUCUUACCUAUAGCGAUCGUCCUCCUUCUAUGUAGGCUUCGUGGUGGAUACCUAUAAAAUAAUUAAUUAACCAGUUUAGCACAAAAAUUCAUUCAGUUGCAGCAAAAUGGACAAUUCCGUGCUACUGCGCGUGGCAGUGAUAGAAAACAAGCCAGAUGGUGUGAAAUUAAUAAUGUCCCGAGGCUUCAACGUGAACAGUGUCUUAUCAAAAACCGGACCAGCGUCAGGCUACACCGCUUUGCACUGGGCUACGGCCAAAAACCGGCUGAACAUAGUGAAGCAGCUGAUCCAGAACUACCAAGCUGAUAUAAAUUCUCUAGCAGAUGACGGAGUCCAACCAAUCCACCUGGCCAGCUUCCUAGGAUACCUGGAUGUCCUGGAAUUCCUGCUGAAGUCCGGUGCUGAUGCAAACGCAAGUUUCGACAAAAAAGUCCUGGCAAAGUAUGUCAAGGAUUGUCAGUGGUGCGAAGACUUUAGCAAGAUGUCGUUGCUGACCUUCGCUACUCUGACUAAUAAAAGUCUUUUGGCAUCUUACUUGCUUGAUCAUGGAGCUAGUGUUUAUGUUUCAAGUGCUAGGAACAAGACACUCUUGAUGUACGCUGUUGAGAAGAACCAUUAUAACAUUGCUUGUCAAAAAGAAUUCAUGAUGUAUGAUGGAAAGCUGUUGAAUGCUAGGGAUGAUGCUGGGCUGCAUGUUUUUCAUUAUAUGCUGCACCAGAGCAAGUUCGGACAGUUGCGUUUUGAUGGAAAACAGGUCAAGGAGGCAAGUGGAAGUGUCUUCCUUGAGAUGAUGAUCAAUGCUGGGGCUGAUGUUGAUGCCAUGGUCAAUGGAGAUCCUGAUACGCUGCUGGUUAACAUGGCUGCUUGGAGGUUCUGCUAUGACUUGCUGAAGAUUCCGUUCAACCUCGAAAGGUCAAGCAAAGAAGGUAGACCCUUGAAGUACGUGACAAUGCCAGUUGAUCCACAGUCCCGAGCUGAUGGAGACUUGGAUAAAGAAAGAGAGAUUUGCACCAGGUGGAUCCUGAAAAUCUUGGUGCUGAAACGUGCUCUUGGGUUGUUUGUGCCCGAAGAAGAAACCAAGCUGAUGGAUGAGUUGGUGAACAAAGAUGAUCAUGUUCGCGGGAUUGUUCAGGGCUUUCAGCAAAAGUUUGUUGAAGGGUUCUUGAUGCAGAGGAAUGUUGGUGAGACUUCUUUCCUUGAAGUUGCCAAAAUGCUGUUCAUUCGUAGAAGAGUUGAUAAUUUGGAGAUAUUGAAGAGUUUUAUGAGCGAGCUUCAGGAUGAGCUGGAUGAAGAAGACGGACAUUUUGAUGGAAUUGAUGAUGAAGAUGAGUAUGAUACGCAGAUGUUUAUUACUCUAUUAUGGAAGAAGAUGGACGAGGUUGAAGAAAGGAGCGAGUUGAUGGACAAGCUCAAGAAGGUUGUCAAUCUCAGGAAGGCUAUACCGCUAUCGUUUGAAAUUGUUCUGCUGGUUGUUGAGUUUUUGGAUAAUCGUCAACUGGAAAAGUUUAUCAGUGCUUUUUAUAAAUAAUAUUAUUUUUUGUACAAAUAUUUGCGUGUGUUAAAAUAAAGUUUUACAUAUUUUUGAA
Molecule: messenger RNA, 1655 nt
Organism: Cotesia glomerata
Lineage: Eukaryota; Metazoa; Arthropoda; Insecta; Hymenoptera; Braconidae
Exons: 2
Coding region: 176-1597 (473 amino acids)
Molecular function (GO): protein binding
Source: RefSeq, a predicted model, not a curated record